Messenger RNA from Anopheles stephensi (Asian malaria mosquito), 3147 nucleotides. Its product is annotated as homeotic protein distal-less-like. The transcript has 5 exons. Gene Ontology annotation, biological process: regulation of transcription by RNA polymerase II. The record is from RefSeq and is a predicted model, not a curated record. The coding region runs from base 1 to 483 and encodes 160 amino acids. Gene Ontology annotation, molecular function: RNA polymerase II cis-regulatory region sequence-specific DNA binding; DNA-binding transcription factor activity, RNA polymerase II-specific. Lineage: Eukaryota; Metazoa; Arthropoda; Insecta; Diptera; Culicidae.
AUGGAUGUCAUACACAUUAUGCUCCAAUCGCCAUUUGUUAAGAUCUGGUUUCAAAAUCGGCGAUCCAAGUACAAGAAGAUGAUGAAAGCGGCGCAGGCACCGGGCGUUGGAGGAGGACUUCCAUUGGGUGGACCGAACCAGGGAGGCCACAGUCCGUCACAGCAUCAGAACAUGCAUCAAGCACCCGGUGGCGGAUCGAGCAGUGGUUCGCCUUCGCAUUUCCUACCUCCCGGCCACAGUCCAACGCCGUCUAGCACCCCCGUCUCGGAACUAUCACCUGGUCUUAGUCCGCCCUCGCAAGCACCCUGGGAGCAGAAACCGCCACCGCACUGGGCCGACCACAAACCGCCGCAGAUGGCACCGCAGACGAAUCACGCACCUCCGCAACCGACCCACGCACCGCAGAUGGGUGGCUACGUACCUCAGUACUGGUAUCAGCCGGAAACGAACCCGUCGCUGUUAACAGUGUGGCCAGCGGUUUAACAUAACGAGAAUGUAAAUUAUAAUUUUAACCAUUCCUAGUGCUUAAGCGACAACGGUAAGAACAUAACUCUCCUAGAUAAGGUUGGGGUUGGGCGAUAGAUAGGUGUGCGAACGGACCUAUUAUACUGCCGGCAUCGAACAAACCCUUACUAGAACAAUGAAAACAGAGGAAAAAAAAGUAAGCAAAUCAGAGCAGGAAACAAUUAAAACAUAAAUACAUUUAAAUUAAAAAUCCCGAGCAAGUAGAAGAAGGAAUCAAAUGAAUCGCAUCCUAAGUUUUAAUCCUUGGCACCGUGAUCCGUUCAUUUUAUAUGACCUGUUUUAGGGAGGCGAAAAUCUAGCUGCUAGCACGAUUUUCUCCUCUUUUUUUUCGUGUAGUAAUAUACUUGUUGCAAAGUGGCCGGUCCAGGACACAUUUCACAACGGACUCGGUCUAAAAACUAAAACACAACACAAAACGUAAAGGGGUUCUGUAUAUUUUGCGGUUUCUGUUCCGUUCCGAUGUAACUGUUACUUUUAAUUAGCAAAGAAUUCGCGACGAAUGCUUUUAGCCCAGUGUGUGUGUGUGCGAGUGUGUGUGUGAGUGAGUGAUUUGUUUUUAAUUCGCCAACUAAACCGGGAUCAAGCUCACCAGCAUCACACGGUACAAUCGGAACAGGUUCUGUGCAAUAUUUCUUAAAGCGUGUUACAAACAAAAUGCCACGUAUCCUUUAGUAAUGUACGUGGGUCCUGGAGCUUGAACCCGCUUGAUCGGGUUUGAUAAAGUAGUGUUAAAAGUUGAUCGGUUCGGGCUGCCUGUCUUUUAAAAUUAUUACAGAAAAAAAAAACCAUGGAAGAGUGUCUGUUACUUAAGAUCUGUUUCUAGAGUUUUUUUUUGGCUAAUUGAUGCAAGAAAAUCGAUCCUCAAGACUUUUGGCAACCAAGCAAGCUGACCAUAGGAUACCGCCAUUUUGAACCUACUUAGAACAGUGAUCAGUCGCUAUUUAAUUCAACAAAACCCCCUGGAAAAAACCACCACCAAGUUCAAUAUUGCUGUAAGCAUUUUAAUGUAGAGCGAAGCUUGCCAAUGAGAAAAAAGGAGGGAUAAAAAAAGCCUAAUUUGCCACAGAUCGUGCCCUGUAGACACGCGAUCUCACACCGGAAUGCCCGAAUCGAUGGCAUUUGGUUCGUGCUGGAGCCGUGGAAGGGAACGAACUUUCAACACUCGAGCUAAGCCUCUAAGCUUUGCGGCAGCGGAAUGGUAAUUUUAUUCUGCUCGCCCAAAACGCCGUCCGGGCAAUUGCCACACACGGAUAGAGUUGGGGAGUUCGUUUUCGUAAAACGCAAAAAACCAAAACCCGCCAAAACCCGAGGGAUAAGCUUUUAUUUCACCACACGCACACACACACACACAUACACACAUCGCCAGACAGACAGAUAGACAGGCGAACAAAGAGAGAAAAGCUACGAAAUAUGAUCGGGAAAGCUUGUGAAGUGAGAGCACAGGUGACGCUGCUGUGUCUCUGUUUUUUGUUUGUUUUAGGUUUUUGGAUAGUUUUUUUUUAGUAAGCCAAUUUUUGUACAUAGCAGAUUUAAACACAUGUCCCUGCCAGCGGGAUAGGGGGACACGUAUACCUAUACAUAAUGCUAAACAAACACACACACACACACAACUAUAAAUAAAGCAACUUAUUGACUAACAUUUGGAGCGAUCGUGGAAAAGGCCGUUAGCAUAGAAGGACACGGUAGGGCGCCCGGAAGCGUGAAACAUGAAAGUAUUUAAUUGAAAAUGAAACAUUUUAAAACAACAAACACACGGACACACCCGAAACUAAAACUUGAUGGCGUAACAUGUAAGGUAGUGAUAUAGCGUCGUACUGUACUGCGGCAGUAGAAGCGGUGAAAUAAAGUGGAAAAGAAAACCAUUACAAAAGUAAAACGGCAGACUGUGUGCGUUUGUUCAAUGAUGAGAGAAACAAGAAUAGAAAAUGAAAAUAAAAGCAAAAAUAAAAGUCAUAAAAUCAAUGCUGAAAAGUUUAAAGAAAAACAUGAGAAAACAUGAAAAAGACAUUAAAAAACACUAGUGUACAGCAUUGGGAAAAUGGAGUGGAAAAAAACGUAAGUAAACAAAACAAACGUAGCAAAGCACACAACCGGUUAACCAGAACAGCAAAACGCACCAAUCGAACGCGGUAACGCAAAAGGAGAAAACAAACUGUUUUAAUGCUGUGACCGAAGCUCUAGCACCCAAGUGUCUAGUUUCAACGGAUGGAAAAGGGUAAAAAAAUGGUAAUAAAAGAGAAAAAAUUGAACAUAAAAAAUCGAUCAUUUGGGUUUGUUUUCUCCCGCGUGUUGCGUUUUAGAAUUCCACCCAAAAUCGCCCCAUGCCGUUUCCCCACUUGGCAGUGUUUUUUGGAAGGUUUGGUUUAUUUUUUGGACUCAUCUGCAAAAGCUGGUAUGGUAAUGUAAUUAAACAAAUUAAACACAAACACACUAGAAGAUAAACCGUGUGGAGCCCGUAGCCAUGCUGAUUCCAGGUGUGUGUGUAUGCUGAAUGGAUUCAUCAGGUUCAAUGCAGUACAGUAGGCAAGCGAUUAGGCGAACAUAUUGUGUAUGUAUAUUUGCAAAAUUGAAAAAGAAAACCGACAAAACCAGUGGUAUUAAAGAUUAUUAUGAAAAUCUUAA